AUGCGCGAGGAGUUCACCCGAAGCUGCUGUGCCUGGGCCCUGAUACUGGUGGUGCUCAUGCCCGUGACCGGAGCCUGGCGCUCUUUCAAGGUCAUCCUCACGAGCAUUGACUUCGAGGCCAACGACAAGAUCAUGGACAUCCAUGUGGAUCUGCAGAACGAGUCGGGUGACUCCAAGCUGAGCAUGGAAAUCAAACUCGAGGACAUAGAGGACGUCGAGCUGGCGGUCGACAUUGGCCUGGAGACGGACAAGGGGAACUUCUCCACCCUGAUCAACCGCACCCUCAACUUCUGCAAGCUGCUGAAGCAGCGCAGCUCGGACCCGCUGGUGCGCGGGAUCUUCGAGGACCUGCUCAAGCACGGCAACCUCUUCAAGGAGUGCCCCAUCCGGAGCGGCACCUACACCCUCACCAACUACAAGGUGGACGAGGAGAUGUUGCCCAGCUUUCUGCCGGAGGCCAAGUUCCGGUUCGGCCUGGCGAUUUCGAAGCCCAAGAGCGGAAUGAUAGUGAGGUCCACCAUCUACGGGCGCAUCGACAAGUCGAAGGGAUUCGACAACCUCAAGCGGUUCAGUCUCGGUUGA
Messenger RNA from Drosophila suzukii, 582 nucleotides. RefSeq lists its product as uncharacterized. The record is from RefSeq and is a predicted model, not a curated record. Lineage: Eukaryota; Metazoa; Arthropoda; Insecta; Diptera; Drosophilidae.